Molecule: messenger RNA, 1124 nt
Organism: Thermothelomyces thermophilus ATCC 42464
Lineage: Eukaryota; Fungi; Ascomycota; Sordariomycetes; Sordariales; Chaetomiaceae
Exons: 6
Coding region: 115-756 (213 amino acids)
Biological process (GO): translation
Cellular component (GO): ribosome; cytosolic large ribosomal subunit
Molecular function (GO): structural constituent of ribosome; RNA binding
Source: RefSeq, a predicted model, not a curated record
UGCCAAAAUUUUGGUAGCUCCUCCAAGCAAGCGACCUCCAAUUUGCACCCGCUUCACGACCGGCGAUAUUUUCGACAACCAGAGGGACCGAGGGCUUGAUCCACAACCGGCAAAAUGGCGAUCAAGCACAACCAGACGAUUCCCAACAACCACUUCCGCAAGCAUUGGCAGCGGCGUGUGCGGUGCCACUUCGACCAGCCCGGCAAGAAGGUCACCCGCCGUCUGGCGCGCCGUGCUAAGGCUGCUGCGCUUGCUCCCCGCCCUGUCGACAAGCUCCGCCCGAUUGUCCGAUGCCCCACCAUCAAGUACAACCGCCGGACACGUCUCGGCCGUGGCUUCACGCUGGCUGAGCUCAAGGCUGCUGGCAUUCCCAAGCACUAUGCCCGCACCAUCGGUAUCGCCGUCGAUCCCCGCCGCCAGAACCUCUCGGAGGAGAGCCUCGCCAUCAACGUUGAGCGCCUGAAGCAGUACAAGGCUCGCCUCAUCGUUUUCCCCCGCAAGUCCAACAAGCCCAAGAAGGCCGAUACCCCCAAGGACCAGCAGACCGCCGAGACCACACAGCAUAUCCGCGACGUUUUCGGCGUCGAGCAGCCCCUUGCUCCCGGCUUCACCGAGAUCCCCAAGAGCGAGCUGCCCUCGGGCGUCGAGGGUGGUGCCUACAAGGCUCUCCGGAAGGCGAGGUCGGACGCCCGCCUGGUUGGUGUCCGGGAGAAGCGUGCGCGGGAGAAGGCCGAGGCCGAUGCCGCCAAGAAAUAGACGGUUCUCGGUUUGAUUGGUGGCGACGGAUAGGACGGUUCCCGGUGUUCGUUUGGCUGGUCUGGUCUGGUCUCGCUUUCUGCUUUUCCUGAUAACCCGGGCGAGGAACAUGGAUUCCUUCUGCUAUGACCGUGUAUCUUCGGGGACUUGCGUCAGGACAGGAUUCAGAAAGUUUACACGCAUCAUAGGGAUUUGCUAGAGCAUCGCAACUGAAUGGACAGGAAAAAGCAUGACUGACGGCCAAGCCGCGCUUGAUGCUGGGGACUUUGAAUCAACCGGGUUAAUCUGCCGAUGCUUGGAUGAAUGUACUUGAAUGUCUGCCUAAAGGAAUGCUCGUUCCUACAUAUAUAUCACUGCUGUUCCUGUCC